AUGUUGUAGUGGAUCUGGGUGAAGGAAAGCUUGUAUCUGCUGGGGUCCUUGUCUCUCUCAGCUCCUUUGCUUUUAUUAGGCGGCUUUACGGGAAGCUCUUUGCCAUGGCAACCCUCAGCAAUGGCUGCCUCAUAAAAGCCGGCUCUCUCUCUCCCCCUCUGUCUGUCUACCCUUCCUCUGCGACAUGAGCCGCUCCCGGGCUGUGGAAAGAGACGCUGAAGAUGUAGCAAAAAAGCCUUUUUGGUAGGAAUCAAGUUCCAUGGAUAUAAUCCUUUUCCUCUUUUUUUUCUUGUCAGGAUGAGGCACUUUUGGGAAGGACAGGGAGUGGGAUGACAUUUUCGGAAUGAAGUCGCAGAUGCAGGGCAGGGAUUGGACGACUGCAGAGAGUACAGAGAUGUGGGACGUCUUAGAGGAGCCCUCCUCGUGCCCCUCGUGUGGGCGCGAAUUCGACGUACCGCUGCUCCUCCCCUGCUCUCACACCCUGUGCGGGAGCUGCGUGGAGGCGGCGGCGGGCGGGUCCUCCGGCGCCCCCUCCUCCGGCGCCCCCUCCAGCGGCGCGGCGCCCGGGCAGGCUGCCGGUGCGCCCGUCUGCGCCCUCCCCUGCCCCUGCUGCCACCUCCCGGUGGAGCUGCCCUGCUGGGACUGGGCUAGCGCCACCCGCUGCCUGCCCCUCAACCCGACUCUGGCGCGGAGGCCGGGCGCCGGAGAGACGGAGGAAGACCAGGACCGGGGGCGGCGACAGGGUGCGGGGAGAAAGAACGAGUCAGAGGAGGAGACUUUGGGGAAACAGAAGGACCCCAAGACCUGCCUGCAGGCAGAACCCUGCUGUGUAGAUGCACAUGCUCUCCUAGGGCAGGCCACAUUAAAUGAAUACGCUGACUGGCCACAAGGUGGUACUGUAGAUCUGCACGAAGAGGAGAUGGUACAGUCAGUAAGAGGUCUGGUUUUUUCCCUGGAUCCGUCCACGGCUGCCCCUCCCCUCCUUCUCUCUGGCUCCGCCCUCACCGUGACCUUCCAGGGACAGGACCCUCUGGCCCAGGCAACCGGGGCAGCAGGGCUCCCUGUGGCCCUGGAGCACCAGGACCCCAGCCCCCUUCCUCAGGUGUGUGCAGCACUGACCAUCACAAGGGGGCAGUUCUACUGGGAGGUUGAUGUCUGCAACAGCGCCUGCUACAGGAUAGGAGUGAGCUCUGUGGACACCGCGCGCGGAUGGUGGCUGGAGAGGAGGGGCGGUUCCUUCUCUGCGGUGUUCGACGGGCGCAGGGAGCCGCUGCCUGCCGUACCCCCCCAGAUCAAAACCGUGGGGGUGUUCCUGAACAUGGGUGGGGGAGCCCUGAGCUUCCAUAACGCCCUGACUCAAGAGCACCUGGCCACCCUGCCUUCCCGAUUUGGCCUGGGGGUCUGUCCGGCGCUGGGCCUGGGGCAGGGCCGGCUGAGGCUGAGGUGCGGCCUUCCUCCUCCGCCCCACGUCUUCCUCUGCCGCAGCUCGGCCUACCGCUGCCCCGCCGGGGCGGGCGCGGGCCGCUGGCGCCGGGACGUCCGCUUCCACUCCAUCCGAACCUUCAUCCAGAAGUUCGAGGAGCUCUCGGCUGCGGAGUCGGAUUCCGGCCUGGUGUCCAGCUUCAGCUCCUGUUCCACUCUGGCCUCCCUUCCAGACCCAGGCCCCUAGCCCCGGACCAGUGUGCCGUGCUGGGCAGAGAGAUACAGGAAUCAGGACAGGACACAUGGAAGAAGGCUCAAAAUUGACAUAAUGUGGACAAGGACUUGAAAAUCAGUAACACAUAACAAUUAUAUACAGGUGAACUUCUCCCUUGUGGAAGUGUGAAUUGUAUUGGUGAGUAGUUAAGAGGCAUAUUUGCAGUAGUAACCCUUAUGUGCUAGAGAAAAUCCAUUUACAUUUACCUUUUAGGCAAGUAGGAGAUGCUUUUUUCCAGAGCGACAUACAGAGCUUGAAUUCCUUGCAUAAAACACAUUUGUACAGAUGUAUGUUUGCUGAAGUUAACUACCUUGCACUUGUACAACAUCAGUGCCCAACAGGGAAUCAAACCUACAACCUGAGUUGCAGGCCCAGUCCCCAUACGAUUAUGCUUAAACUGCCAUGCACGUGGCGUUCUGCAACUGCAAACUUCAUGCAAUAUUUGACAAAUGACAUGGCCCAGAAUCAGCCAUGUUGAAUUAUGUCUAGGCUAUAUGGCUCAGCCUGUGUUCAGAGCAAGGCUUCACGGUUAAGAUACACAAUUUAACAGAAAACUUUUCAACAAGAGUGUGUGUGUGUUAAGUGUUCAUCACCAACCAUGCACAGUAACACAGAUCACACAUAUUAACAUACACAAGUCCAUACAUGUGCUUACAUACACUUAUGUAGAUACAGACACACACACCUUUCAUCCACAAACUGUUUAGAGAUAGAAGACAUCAUAAUGUCACAAAAUCAUAAUAAUGUAUUGAAUUAGCCCUGUCUACAGAUCCUUUACUGUUCAUUACUAAGUGAAAAAUCUAACAGCGGUAGCUAAUAGCUACCAAGAGGGGGAGGCAAAUUUUUUUUUUCUUCACGAUUAUCCAGAACCUUCUUCAUAAUAAAAAAACAUUUCUAUUAAUUUUUUUGCAUGCCUAAAAGUCCCAUGCAAUCAUUUUAGUAAAAAGACAUAAUUUAACUAAAGAAUCACACUGCACAAAUCUAAAUAAUUCCAUAUAACACAAUGUUAUUGUCAUAAUUAAAAUUAUGUAAUGUAUGGUGGAGGACCGAAUGACAAGGAUGCCACAUUAGGCACACUGAGACAAGAGUCAACUGAGUAAUCCUCACUAAAACUGGCAAGCUUCUUAAUCGUAAAAACAGGUGUGGGGCCAAUGCACCUGAGUUUAAGAUAAGCUCUUUGCCUACCCUAUUCGUGGCAUACUGGCUUCUGCUCUACUGGAUUCAGUCCCCCAUUUCUGUGCAAGGAUCUCUUAAGAAAAUAAAUUGAUAUAAUUACUAAUA
Molecule: messenger RNA, 2977 nt
Organism: Anguilla rostrata (American eel)
Lineage: Eukaryota; Metazoa; Chordata; Actinopteri; Anguilliformes; Anguillidae
Product: RING finger protein 39-like
Exons: 6
Coding region: 344-1669 (441 amino acids)
Molecular function (GO): protein binding
Source: RefSeq, a predicted model, not a curated record